AUGCUGCACAGAAGCACUGUUGUUGCGUGGAUUCUUGCAAUUUGUUGUUUCAAUGCGCAGGCGCAGGAGCAGGCGCAGGCGCAGGUGCCUCGAGAAGAAGUAAAUGCUCUUCGACAAAUUGUUACUACAAUGGGCGCAACAAACUGGAGCUUCAAUGCUGAUACAUGUGAAGUGGUAUCUGUUAUACCAUGGCCGCCACCAAUUGCGUCUGAGGGUUAUGUUGAAUGUAACUGCAACUUUAAUAACAAAACUGUCUGCCAUAUCACGAAAAUUAUUAUAAAGAGUUUUAAUCUUCCUGGAGUUCUUCCACCCGAACUUGUGCAGCUCCCCUACCUCGAAUUUGUUGAUUUUGCCUACAACCUCUUCACUGGUACAAUCCCACAUGAAUGGGCUACAACACAGUUGAAUUCCAUCUCUGUUCUUGUAAACCGGUUAUCAGGGCAAAUACCAAGGGAAUUAGGAAACAUGACAAAUCUCACUUACAUGAACCUUGAAGCAAACGAAUUCUCAGGGCCUAUUCCACCAGAACUUGGGAAAUUAAUGAACUUGAAAACUCUGAUCUUGUCUGCCAAUCAAUUGAUUGGGAAUAUGCCAGCAUCAUUUUCAAGACUAACAAAUUUAAUUGAUUUUAGGAUAAGUUAUAAUAGCUUAAGUGGACCAAUACCCAACCUUAUUCAGUACUGGAAGCAGCUUAAUGAACUAGAAAUGCAUGCGAGUGGAUUAGAGGGGCCCAUUCCUUCAAUUAUAUCUCUUCUGACUAUGUUAACUGAUUUGAGAAUUAGUGACAUAAAAGGACCUACUCAGGAAUUUCCUAUGCUGAGGAGUAGUACAGCCCUAGAAACCCUGGUGUUGAGAAACUGUAACAUUUCUGGAAAAAUCCCUGCAUAUAUUUGGAGACUUAGAGAGCUGCAAAUGCUGGAUGUCAGUUUCAAUAAGUUAGAGGGGGAGAUUUCAAGAGACAUUGCAAGAAAACUGAAAACUGUGUUCGUUACUGGCAACAUGCUGAGUGGAAAUAUACCUGAUACUAUCUUGAAGGAUGGAGGCAACAUUGAUCUUUCUUACAAUAAUUUUACUUUUCAAGGCCCAGAUCAACCUGCUUGUCAACAAAACAUGGAUCGCAACGUUAACUUGUUCAAGAGCUCAUUGACGUUAAACAUGAGCAACAGACAGCAGAUGCUUCCUUGCACCAAAGAUGUAGCCUGCCCUAGAUAUCAGUGUUCUCUACAUGUUAAUUGUGGUGGGGAUGAUUUAACUGUAGAAGAAAGCAAUAGAAGAGUUAUUUAUCAAGGAGAUGUGUAUGGUGAUUCUGCUGGAUACUUAAGUAGUAGUCAUUGGGGCUUCACUGGCACAGGGGACUUCAUGGACGAGCCUAUUUAUCAAAAUUCACGUGCUAUCAGACCUACAGCAAAAACAAAUCUCCCUGAUUUGUAUAGUACAGCACGUCUUAAUCCUCUGUCACUUACAUAUUUUCAUUAUUGCCUGGAGGAUGGUAGUUACAAUGUGAGCCUGCACUUUGCUGAAAUACUUUUCACCAAUGACAAUACAUAUUACAGUCUUGGAAGGCGGAUGUUUGAUAUUUACAUCCAGGAAAAAUUAGUCAGGAAAGAUUUUAACAUUGUUGAUGAAGCUCGAGGAGCACAAAGGCCCGUGACUAGACAUUUUAAUGUCACAGUGACAGAUAAUAGCUUGGAGAUCCGAUUUUACUGGGCUAGCAGAGGGACUGCACGAAUUCCUAAUAGAGGAGACUAUGGUUCCCUUGUAUCAGCUAUUUCGGUUAAUCCAAAUUUCAAAAUUUGUUCGAAUGGAAGCAAAAAGAAUGUAACUGCUUAUAUAAUAGUUGGAGUUCUGUCAGCAUUUACUAUUUUCAUGAUACUUGGCAUCCUUUGGUGGAAAUGCUAUUUGGGAGGGAGAAAACAAGCAAGAACAGGUUUUGAAGGUCUAGAAUUGCAGACAGUUGCUUUUAGUUUAAAGCAAAUUAAAGCUGCCACUAACAACUUUGAUGCUGCAAACAAGAUCGGAGAAGGUGGUUUUGGUCCCGUGUACAAGGGUCAACUAUAUGAUGGUACCGUAAUCGCUGUGAAGCAGCUCUCUUCUAGAUCAAGGCAAGGAAACCGUGAAUUUCUGAACGAGAUUGGCAUGAUUUCGUGUUUACAACACCCAAAUCUCGUCAAACUGCUUAACGAAGACGAGAAGACUCAUAUUAGCACUAAAGUUGCUGGAACAAUAGGAUAUAUGGCACCUGAAUAUGCAUUGUGGGGUUAUCUGACCGACAAAGUGGACGUUUAUAGCUUCGGAGUUGUGGCUUUGGAAAUUGUCAGUGGCAAAAGCAACAAUAAUUACAUGCCAAGCCACAAUUUUGUUUGCCUUCUAGAUUGGGCUUCUCACUUGCAAGAAAGUAAAAAUGUAGACGAACUUGUUGAUCCAAGGUUGGGUUCUCGAGUAAACAAAGAGGAAGUAGGAAGAAUGGUGAAAAUAGCGCUCCUGUGUACCAACGUAACACCAUCCAUCAGGCCUACAAUGUCCGAGGUAGUUCAAAUGCUUGAAGAACAAAUGGCGAUUCCAGAUGUUAUCCCGGAAGGAAGUAUGCAUAAUGAUGAUAUGAGGUUUAAAGCCAUGAAAGACUUCCAUCGCGAGAUGCAAAAUGGAAGUUCCAGCGGAAGCUUAACUCAAAAUUCAAUAACAAUACAUACAGAUGCAGGUUUUUCUUCAUCAACCACCGAUCUUUUCGAAAUCAAUAGAAAUACGAUGUCAUAUUGA
This is a messenger RNA of Fraxinus pennsylvanica, 2757 nucleotides long. The record is from the annotation of a GenBank genome assembly. Lineage: Eukaryota; Viridiplantae; Streptophyta; Magnoliopsida; Lamiales; Oleaceae.